AUGACUGCUAUGGCCCAGCUCUCGGACGCUGCCGGCUUCACGAGCGUCGUGUACUUUAUGGAGAGGGCGAUGAACGACCCAAACUCGCCCAUCUUUGAGAUCGACUGGGAGCGCACGACUCACGUAAACUAUGCGUUCGGCAAGCCUGCCCCCGAUGGCUCGGUGGGGUUGUAUGACCCGUACGCGGCCGUGGAAAUCACGUACCCCCAAUUCGGAGUCAACAACAGCUUCGGGUUGGACUUCGUACGCAUUGACUGGGAGUACCCCACAGAGGGCGGCAACAACCAGUCGGUGGUGCCCCAUCGCCCCAACGACAUCGCCAACUACCUAAAGGUGCUGCAGCUGUUCCGCCAGGAGCUCGCUAAGUUGCCGUGGAAGGCCGAGCUUAGCGUGGCAUCCCCCGCGGGUUCCGACAAUUACCGCCACUGGGACUUUACGGUAAACUGUGGCCUCCAGGAUCACAUCAACAUCAUGACGUAUGACUUGGCUGGCGACUGGAGCGCCUACACGGACCACCAGGCCAAAUUGUACAAAGACCCAAACCACCCCGCGGGCAAAGAUUGCCCUUCGGACAAGAUCGUGCUGGGCAUCCCCGCCUAUGGUCGGUCAUUUGAAGGCACUUCUGGGCUGCGAGCCGGGGAUGUGGGAAUACAAGGCAAUGCCGUUGGCUCCGAGUACUUCGACGAAAAGCUAGGCUCGGCGUACAGCUACGACCCAGAGUCCAAGCUUUUUAUUACGUACGAGUCGCCUAUGGCAGCCAAGCUCGACUUCAUCAAGAAGUACAACUUGGGAGGUACUGGUCGGGCGAUGCUGACGCUGGGGCUGGCACGGCGCGAUCGUUGA
This is a messenger RNA of Aphanomyces astaci, 843 nucleotides long. RefSeq lists its product as hypothetical. Gene Ontology annotation, molecular function: chitinase activity; chitin binding. The coding region runs from base 1 to 843 and encodes 280 amino acids. Gene Ontology annotation, biological process: chitin catabolic process; carbohydrate metabolic process. The record is from RefSeq and is a predicted model, not a curated record. NCBI's taxonomy places the organism in Eukaryota, Oomycota, Saprolegniomycetes, Saprolegniales, Verrucalvaceae. Gene Ontology annotation, cellular component: extracellular region. The transcript is spliced from 4 exons.